Procambarus clarkii (red swamp crayfish) is the source of this 1455-nucleotide messenger RNA. RefSeq lists its product as uncharacterized. The record is from RefSeq and is a predicted model, not a curated record. NCBI's taxonomy places the organism in Eukaryota, Metazoa, Arthropoda, Malacostraca, Decapoda, Cambaridae.
AUGACACUCUUAGCGCCCCGUACGACACUCUCAACGCCCCGUACGACACUCUCAGCGCCCCGUACGACACUCUCAGCGCCCCGUACGACACUCUCAGCGCCCCGUACGACACUCAGCGUCUCGUACGACACUCUCGGCGCCCCGUAUGACACUCUUAGCGCCCCGUACGACACUCUCAACGCCCCGUACGACACUCUCAGUGCCCCGUACGACACUCUCAGCGCCCCGUACGACACUCUCAGCGCCCCGUACGACACUCUCAGUGCCCCGUACGACACUCUCAGCGCCCCGUACGACACUCUUAGUGCCCCGUACGACACUCUCGGCGCCCCGUAUGACACUCUCAGUGCCCCGUACGACACUCUCAACGCCCCGUACGACACUCUCAGUGCCCCGUACGACACUCUCAGCGCCCCGUACGACACUCAGCGUCUCGUACGACACUCUCAGCUGUGCCCCGUACGACACUUUCAGUGCCCCUACGACACUCUCAACGCCCCGUAUGACACUCUCAGUGCCCCGUACGACACUCUCAGUGCCCCGUACGACACUCUCAGUGCCCCGUACGACACUCUCGGCGCCCCGUACGACACUCUCAGUGCCCCGUACGACACUCUCAGUGCCCCGUACGACACUCUCAGUGCCCCGUACGACACUCUCGGCGCCCCGUACGACACUCUCAGUGCCCCGUACGACACUCUCAACGCCCCGUACGACACUCUCAGCUCCCCGUACGACACUCUCAGUGCCCCGUACGACACUCUCAGUGCCCUGUACGACACUCUCAGCGCCCCCGCCCCGUACGACACUUUCAGCGCCCCGUACGACACUCUCAGCUCCCCGUACGACACUUUCAGCGCCCCGUACGACACUCUCAACGCCCCGUACGACACUCUCAGCGCCCCGUACGACACUCUCAACGCCCCGUACGACACUCUCAGCUCCCCGUACGACACUUUCAGCGCCCCGUACGACACUUUCAGCGCCCCGUACGACACUCUCAGCUCCCCGUACGACACUUUCAGCGCCCCGUACGACACUCUCAGCGCCCCGUACGACACUCUCAGCUCCCCGUACGACACUUUCAGCGCCCCGUACGACACUCUCAACGCCCCGUACGACACUCUCAGCGCCCCGUACGACACUCUCAACGCCCCGUACGACACUCUCAGCUCCCCGUACGACACUUUCAGCGCCCCGUACGACACUCUCAACGCCCCGUACGACACUUUCAGCGCCCUGUACGACGCAGCGCCCCACACGCAGCCCGUCCUCGCGUACAAAGAAACCAAGCUCUAUACAACCUCCUGCAUGGGUGCCUCGCUGCACACCCCGGGUUCACACGACAAUUCAGCAUUAGAGACGAUGCAUCGAAUUUCCCCCCAUGAGUAUGGUGACACUGUUAAUAAGGUGACGGGCAGCCCUCUGGAACAAUAUGGCGACCUCACACAAUAA